Capsella rubella is the source of this 3408-nucleotide messenger RNA. RefSeq names its product G-type lectin S-receptor-like serine/threonine-protein kinase At1g61550. The coding region runs from base 850 to 3273 and encodes 807 amino acids. NCBI's taxonomy places the organism in Eukaryota, Viridiplantae, Streptophyta, Magnoliopsida, Brassicales, Brassicaceae. Gene Ontology annotation, biological process: protein phosphorylation; recognition of pollen. Gene Ontology annotation, molecular function: protein serine/threonine kinase activity; ATP binding. The record is from RefSeq and is a predicted model, not a curated record. The transcript has 8 exons.
UUUUGGAUUUUAAGAUUAUGGAGAUUGAUGGGAAGUUGGUGAAAAGUGGUUUCUUGACUUCUUGUCUUUCGAUUUGUUUGUCAUAUGUUUGGGAGUUUGUGGUAUGAUAGUGGGUGUAAGAAGCAUGCAAGGUGUCUGAUAAAAUGCCUGAGUGAGACUUGGUUUCCUGGAACACAAUGGUUUCUGCUUUCUGGGAUUAGGAAAUAGAAGUAGACAUGGUUUGUAGAAUGUGUGAGGAGAAUCUGAAGCAUGGUUUUGUUUAUCAUUGUUUCUGUUUUGUCCUGUCUUUGAUUUGGGAUCUGAGUAUUGACAAGGUGAUUAGAAUCUCUUGUGAAUGCAUUCAAAAUGUGGUUCUAGGAAAAUUGCUAGACAGCUCUUUGAUAGAAUGUUGUUAUUUUACAGGGUUUGAUUAUUGACGGGGGUUUGUGGAGAAUGAGAAUUCUAAAAGCAAGUGGUAACUUUAUUCUUGGAAAAGGGUUGAAAAGCCAGAUCAUUAGUGCUUUGCAUGAUUGUGCUUAGUUGAAUACCAGAUACGUUGCUGUUGUAUUGGGGUACAAUUUUCAUAUUGUACAGGAAUGGGAAAGGUGAUGCCUAUUUCUCAUUGGUUAUGGGCUCCAAGAGUUGAAAAGGACCUGAAAAUAAUAUGUCAACCUUUGCAUGGUGGUUGAUUGGGUACAAGGUUGACAUUCUUUGGAGCCAACUUGAAAACAUGAGUAUUUCAUUGGUGCAGGAACUGUAUUAUAAAACAAGGUUUAAGUUGCUCGUGAAUAAAGUAAUGUGGAACCUUGGAAAAUUGGGUGCUCUGCAGACUGUGUCAACGAGAUUGUUCUUGGAGACACAAGAGCACACAUGGGGAUGACGAGGUUUGCUUGUUUUCUCUUGUUUACCUUGUUCUUGAGUUUUAGCUAUGCAUCUAUAACCAAAGAAAGUCCUUUGUCAAUAGGACAGACUCUCAGCUCCUCUAAUAACGUUUAUGAAUUGGGGUUCUUUAGUCCUAAUAACUCCCAGAAUAUGUAUGUUGGAAUCUGGUUCAAGGGUAUCAUUCCCCGGGUGGUGGUGUGGGUGGCCAACAGAGAAAAUCCUGUUAACGACUCCACGGCGAAUCUAGCUAUCAGCAGCAGUGGAAGUCUUCUCUUAUUUAAUGGCAAACAUGAUGUUGUCUGGUCCAUUGAAGAAACUUUUGCAUCUAACUGGUCUCGUGCAGAGCUUUCAGACAGCGGAAAUCUUCUUGUCAUAGACCAAGUCUCGGGAAGAACCCUAUGGCAAAGCUUUGAGCAUCUUGGUGAUACUAUGCUGCCUUACUCCUCCCUGAUGUCUAACCCUGCCACUGGUGAGAAGCAAGUGUUGACUUCUUGGAAAAGUUACACCGAUCCAUCGCCUGGUGAGUUUGUGGGUCUGAUUACACCGCAAGUGCCAUCACAGGCGUUUAUUAUGAGAGGCUCAAAGCCUUAUUGGAGAAGCGGUCCAUGGGCUAAAACAAAGUUUACUGGCCUACCACUAACGGAUGAUUCAUACAGACAUCCAUUUAGCCUUCAGCAGGAUACAAACGGUUCAGUAUACUUCUCUCAUAUAAAAAGAAACUUCAAUCGUUCAUUUUUAGUAUUAACAUCAGAGGGAUCACUGAAGAUGACUCAGCAUGAUGCCAAGGGCUGGGUAUCAAAACUUGAGAUUCCAGCUAACUCAUGUGAUUUUUACGGUGUAUGUGGACCUUUUGGGUUGUGUGUAAUGUCCAUCCCUCCAAAGUGUAAAUGCUUUAAAGGCUUUGUACCACAAUACAGUGAGGAAUGGAGAAGAGGAAACUGGACUGGUGGUUGUGUGAGGCGUACUGAACUACAUUGUCAAGGAAACUCUACUGGCAAACAUGUAAAUGUCUUCCAUCCUGUUGCCAACAUAAAACCGCCAGACUUUUACAAAUUUGUGUCCUCUGAGGGUGCAGAAGAAUGCUACCAAAUUUGCCUUCACAACUGUUCAUGUUUGGCAUUUGCUUAUAUUCAUGGAAUAGGGUGCUUAAUGUGGAACCAGGAGCUGAUGGAUGUAGUGCAAUUCUCUGCGGGAGGAGAGCUUCUUUCCAUUCGUCUUGCACGUUCUGAAAUGGGUGGAAAUAAGCGCAAGAAGAUCAUUACUGCUAGUAUUGUGAGCCUUUCUCUUUUUGUGAUAAUGGCUUCUGCUGCAAUUGGUUUCUGGAGAUACAGAGUGAAACAUAAUGUUUCAGCAAUUAUAUCGAGGGUUGCUUCACAAGGUGCAUGGAAGAAUGAUCUGACACCACAAGAUGUCCCAGGUUUACAGUUUUUUGAGUUGAAGACCAUUGAAAUUGCCACCAAUAAUUUCAGUCUCUUAAACAAACUCGGACAAGGUGGAUUUGGUUCAGUUUACAAGGGAAAACUACAAGAUGGGGAAGAAAUUGCUGUGAAACGUCUUUCAAGCAGCUCAAGACAGGGCAAAAAGGAGUUCAUGAAUGAAUUAGUACUCAUCUCCAAACUACAACACAGAAACUUGGUUCGGAUUUUGGGCUGCUGCGUUGAAGGAGAAGAGCGGCUAUUGAUUUAUGAGUUCAUGGUGAACAAAAGCCUUGAUACUUUUAUCUUUGAUUCAAGAAAGAAACUUGAGAUUGAUUGGCCAAAGAGAUUCAGUAUUAUUCAAGGAAUUGCGCGUGGACUUCUCUAUCUCCACCGUGACUCACGCCUCAGGGUUAUUCACAGGGAUGUGAAGCUUAGCAAUAUUCUUCUCAACAAAAGUAUGAACCCAAAAAUAUCAGAUUUUGGAUUGGCUCGGAUGUAUCAGGGAACCCAACAUCAGGACAACACUAGCAGGGUUGUUGGAACUAUAGGAUAUAUGGCUCCCGAGUAUGCAUGGACUGGGGUUUUCUCAGAGAAGUCUGACACAUACAGCUUUGGAGUUCUUUUGUUAGAAAUUAUCAGUGGAGAGAAGAUCUCAAGGUUUAGCGAUGUUGAAGAGUGCAAAGGCCUUCUUUCAUAUGCGUGGGAAUCUUGGUGCGGAAAUGGAGGAGUUGAAUUUUUGGAUAAAGCUGUUGCUGAUUCAUGUCACCCAUCUGAAGUUGGAAGGUGUGUUCAGAUUGGUCUGCUUUGUGUUCAACACCAACCUGUAGACAGACCCAACACACUUGAGUUGUUGUCUAUGCUGACCACAACAACAGAUCUUCCACCACCGAAACAACCCACAUUUGUAGUACACUCGCCGAUAGAUGACGGAUCCAGUGCUAAUGAUUUGAUCACCGUCAAUGAGGUGACACAAUCUGUGGUGCUAGGGCGUUAAAGAACAACACUUCAUCUGAAAUAGAAUGAUCAAAUUUUGUAAUUUCAACAUACAUUUCAUUCUUUAGUUACAUUUCACAUUUUACUGGAACAACAUGCUAAUAUCUGUAGUAUGAAAUGAAUUCAAGUUCAAGAA